AUGUCGGGUCUCAUGCCCGAUGUGCACGACUCUGCGGAUAUCCCCGCAGAGCCUCAUCUACAGUCACGGUUGGUGUUGGCUUCUCAAGCUCAUAACAAGAGCGAUAAUGCUGAUAACGGCGCCUUUCUUUGUUUGCCGAAAACAGAACAGGUUUCAAGUCUUGAUUCUAAGUUCGAAGACCAUCCGGUACUCCAUGCCAGUCGCAGUAUUCCUACCUCCUCGAACGACGACGACGGUCGCGUGGCCACCGAGGAUGAAGUGCGUGAUCUCCUCCAUGUCGUUGACAAAAUUCCCGGUCGGGUAUGGGUAGCAUGUAUUGCGGGUAUCCUGGAACGCUUUGUCUGGUACGGGGCGACCGCUCCUCUACAGAACUACCUGCAAAAUGCACCCGGGGGUGAGGUUCCCGGAGCACUGGGAUUGCACCAGGCCACUGCAUCGAACAUUGUAAACGCACUCUUCAUUGCGUCAUAUAUCACGCCUGUGCCUGCUGCCGUUGUUGCCGACAGCUGGCUGGGCCGCUACAAGACCAUGAUAUACUCUGCUAUCAUCGAGGCAAUCGGCGCAUCAAUUAUAUUUGGGACGUCCCUGCCCGUCGCCAUUCAUGAGGGAGCUGCUUUGGGCGGAGUAAUCGCUGCCUGUAUCCUGAUGGCCCUUGGAUCAGGGGCAUUCAAUGCUACCGUGGUCCCAUUCAUUGCCGACCAAUAUGACGAGGAGGAGUUUCGGAUUGGGAUAGAAAAGGGAAAGAGGGUUGUAACUAGCCGGGAGUUGACCAUUACCUAUAUUUACAACGUCUAUUACUGGACUAUCAAUAUUGUGGGGUUUGCGGCCGAUUCUACGCCGUUGUUGGAACGGUAUGUUGGCUUUUGGGUCGCGUACUUGAUUCCAUGCUGCGCUAUGUGGUUAGCCUUGAUCCCGAUUCUCCUUGGGCGCAAGCAUUUUGUCCGGGCUGCGCCAACGAGCAAUAUCAUGUCCCAAGCAUGCACUGCCUUGCGAUACGGGAUCGCCGGUGGCUUCAAGAUGGAUACUGCAAAGCCGGAUGCUCAGCUUUAUCGACACGGUCGUCAGGUUCCCUGGACAGAUUCAUUCAUUGAAGACAUCAAGUUAAGUCUUCUAACUUGCCGAGUAUUGCUUCUGUUCCCGAUCCACUGGCUCUGCUAUAACCAGACUUUCAACAAUUUGAUUUCUCAGGCUGGGCAGAUGGUCACUUACGGUAUUCCGAACGACAUGAUGAAGAUUGCUGGGGCCAUUUCGGGAAUCAUUGUUGCGCCGAUCAUCCAGAAGGGACUCUAUCCUUUCCUCACAAAGAGACGAGUCUCAUUUGGACCGAUCGCACGCAUGACAGUGGGAUUCCUUAUGCUGACGCUCGCUAUGGCUUAUACCACGGUGGUUCAGAAGCUUAUUUACCAGGCUGGGCCAUGCUAUGAUACCCCCCUCGCAUGUGCUGCUGCCAAUGAUCGCACAAUUCCUAACCAGGUAUCGGUAUUUCUCCAAAUCCCCAUCUAUUUCGGUGGAGCGUUGGCGGAGGUUUUCUGCUUUACUACGGGAACCGAGUAUGCUUAUAAUCAGGCCCCGAAAAGUAUGAAAACACUGGUUCAAGCAAUCUGGCUCGCCAUGGGUGGGCUUGGCGCCUGUCUAGCCCUGGCCUUCACCCCGCUCACUAAAGAUCCCCAUAUGGUCACGAUGUAUGCCAUUCUGACCGGGCUUCUGGGUGGGGCGAGCUUCUUGCUGUGGAUUCUAUUCCGGGGCCUGGACAAGGUGAAGGUCAAGGAAGACGUUGAGUAA
Messenger RNA from Penicillium cinerascens, 1782 nucleotides. Its product is annotated as Proton-dependent oligopeptide transporter family. Gene Ontology annotation, biological process: transmembrane transport. Gene Ontology annotation, molecular function: tripeptide transmembrane transporter activity; dipeptide transmembrane transporter activity. Lineage: Eukaryota; Fungi; Ascomycota; Eurotiomycetes; Eurotiales; Aspergillaceae. Gene Ontology annotation, cellular component: fungal-type vacuole; plasma membrane. The coding region runs from base 1 to 1782 and encodes 593 amino acids. The record is from RefSeq and is a predicted model, not a curated record. The transcript has 7 exons.